AGUCGUUGUGUUCGAGCAUUGUGGUGUCGGAUUGGCGAUCCGGUUUCCUUGUCUCGGCGAAUUGUACAAUCCGUUAUGUCGCCAAACCCUCCCGGGACAUCAGCGCGACGCCUUUGAUGCAUCUGACUGAGUGUAUUGAUGUGGUUCUUAGCAAAAGACUGUUGGCUAAUGUUAUAGAAUGGUUUAAAAGCAGAGUGAACCGACACCUGUGAUCAUUAGGUCUAUUUCAAUAGGGAAAAGUAGGAUUGAACCCAUGAUGUUCCCCUCCACAUGCAAUCCCAAAAUAUGAAUUUCCUUCUUUGUUAAGCACAAAGUGGGAAAGAAAACACUCAAUUGGGUAUUAAGUAGUGCAUGCAAGUUUGGAAUUUUUCCCUUCCCUUGUCCCCUCAAUAAAGCUUUCCUAAGUAGAUUCCUAGAUACAGCAAGACUCCCAACCCCACAUCACAACAGAAAGAUACCAAACCGUCCCAACAUCAAAACACGAGAACCCAAGCUAACUCCCUCUUCCUUCCCACGUCCCUCCCAACACUUAGAAAUCAUCUUUGGGGAAAAAGGAAGGAACUCCCGUUUGUGCUUGGCCCUCAUGUUGUCUCUCGAGAGGCAAAAAUCUAAUCCCUCAUCCUAUCGUUCCCUCUAACAUGGCAAGUAAAGAGCACGACCCGUGGCAAGAGCAGCGGACCCACCCAAUCAUCUGGUGCGCGGCCAUCAUCUGCGCCAUCAUCGCGGUGGCCGCGAUCGUCGCGGGCAUCGCCGUGUUCAUCGGCUACGUCAUCAUCCACCCCCGGGUGCCCUUCAUCAGCGUCGUCGAUGCGAGCCUCGACAUCUUCCAGGUCGACCUGGCCGGGGUUCUGGUGUCCCAGGUAAGCAUCGACAUCAAAGCCGAGAACGACAAUGCCAAGGCCCACGCGAGCUUCCACAACAUGGACUUGGUGCUCAGCUUCGUCGGGCUGGACAUCGCACAGCUCCGCGCCGACCCGUUCGACGUGAGCAAAAAUGAUUCCAAGACAUUCCACUACGUAGUGCAGUCGUUCCCGAUCUCGCUCGCCCCGGAGCAGACCCAGAUCGCCAGCAGUUCGCUGACGCGGAACCAGGUCACGUUCAAUCUGAAGGGCACUGCCAGGGCUCGGUGGAGGGUGGGGCCUCUGGGCUCGGUCAAGUUUUGGUGUCACCUAGACUGUCACCUCCAGUUUCACCCUCUAAACCAGACCUACACGAACGCCAACCGUUGCACUUCAAGAGGCAGAUGAGAGGGAAAACAUUCAGGCUCAUCGGCUCGGUCCGCUGUGAAUCUUGGGUCAAUUGCAAUCAUCGACGACGGCAAGUCUCGUGUGAACUUUUAAUAAACGCGAUCGAGCAGCUCCGAUGACAUCGAUAUUUACGAACCCGAACCAUGCAAGUAUGUCUCCAUUUUCUGCACUUGUACCCAUGAUCCCCCUUGCUAAAUAUGCACACUUUAUGCCUUCCAUUUUAGGCUUAGAGUAACAAAGCUGUAAUUUUUCUUUCUGGAGUAAUAAAGCUGCUAGAGCUA
Messenger RNA from Syzygium oleosum, 1528 nucleotides. RefSeq lists its product as uncharacterized. NCBI's taxonomy places the organism in Eukaryota, Viridiplantae, Streptophyta, Magnoliopsida, Myrtales, Myrtaceae. Gene Ontology annotation, cellular component: plasma membrane. The record is from RefSeq and is a predicted model, not a curated record. The transcript has a single exon. Bases 639 to 1247 code for a protein of 202 amino acids.